Molecule: messenger RNA, 2158 nt
Organism: Trematosphaeria pertusa
Lineage: Eukaryota; Fungi; Ascomycota; Dothideomycetes; Pleosporales; Trematosphaeriaceae
Exons: 1
Coding region: 83-2074 (663 amino acids)
Molecular function (GO): protein binding
Source: RefSeq, a predicted model, not a curated record
CUCCAGUCAACAGCCGCCAUUUCACACAUACUCUUCUACCUUCUAACUUUCUGGUUUCCGCAGUUGGGUCUAUUGAAGGACGAUGGGAGCGCUCGACGCGCUGCCUAAUGAGCUGCUCUCGCUGGUCGCCAACCAUCUCGACCACCCGCGGGACCUCGUAAACCUUGCUCUGGGCAGCCGCAGGUUGAGCGAGUUCGCCAAGCUAGAUGGCUGGAAGGCCUUCCUGAAGGGACGCUUUGGCAUCCUCGGCCUAGAUUCCGACGCUCGGAAUGUCGUACAUGGAUUGGCCACGCUAUAUCGGAACUGGCAUCGCAAGGCCUUCGUCGCGAGGUACUUGGAGCCCGCACCAAAGGCAACGAGUCUCAACACUUGGGAAAGAAAGAGAUGGAGAGGACCUCAGGGCCAGACAAUGGGGUACCAACCUAGUGUCGAUAGCUAUGAAGAGAUGUUUGGGGCUUGGACGGACAGAAGAGAGGUCCUAGCAUGGUCUGCGGGCACGCAUGUUGUGAUGAGAGUUAAAGAGAUGGGGAACAAAGCUGCAAGGGUGUGGGAAGAGUAUCAAGAAUUGGAUUCAGCGGCUGAAAGCGGGUAUGCGUUUGACAGCUUCCGGCAUUUGGAUACUUGGUAUACAUACAAAAUGCCCGAUAGCGUCGAGGGCCGGGACGACAUCACGGCUCUGAGAGCCCUUCGACCGCAUCAGAAACGUGCCGAGGAAGAGCUUGUAUUUGGGACCGCGUCCGGCAAGCUGACCUUGUUGAGCAUUUCCUCCAAACUCCAGGAGACCAGAGAACAGCACUACAAUACCGACCGUCGAGCGGUUGGCUCCGUAUCCGCUUCCUCGUCCACUGAGGCUCUGGUGGCGGCGACCCUGGGCGACUCCUCGCUCGCCUUGUAUGCCGUCGACCGCGACUACCCAGGCGAUGACUCUAUGGACGCCCUCAGCGAAGUGACACUGAUCGCACCAGGAAUGCGAGCCGGACGUCUCUGGUCCUGCAAAUUCAUAUCUGAUGACAAGAUCGCAGUUGGAUUAGGUCCGUCAUACGAGCCUAUCCAAGUCUACGAGAUCACCCCAAGUGGCUUCCUGUCUGAACCCCUCCGCAAGUUCAACCUAGAUUCAAAGUUUUGGGGCGGAACCAUCUCCGACUCGAGCAUGCAGCGUGCAACCUCGGUAUAUCCGAUCUUGCCUCUCCUAUCCGACUCUCGCGGCGGCUCCGGAGCAACCCCCAUCUUUCUAUCUGGAGGCUAUGAUGGCAUUGUCAGAUUACACGAUAUGCGCUCUCCUUGCGGAUUUGAAACACUAUUUUGGGACAUGACGAAUGACUCUUCCAUCUACUCGCUAACUUCUCAAGGCGUCGAGCGAUUUGUGGCCGGCAGUUCAAUGCACAGCAUGCUCAAGGUCUUCGACCUCCGCUUUCCGGGCUCGCAUGCUUACCAUAGCAUACCUCUUUCGGCCAAGGCGCCCGGGUCCCGACCGAAACGGCAGGAUUACACCUAUAAAGCUAUAGUCAACGACGCGGGUGCGGCCUUGUCGCCGAUCUCCGGUGGCUGGAAUCUUUUUCUCAGCCCGCGCAAGCAGCUGCGACAUAACGGCUACCGCACUGCGUACUCCCGCGCCCCGCGAAUCGAAGACUCGCCAGUCUAUAGCCUCUCUAUCCCGUCACAAACGUCGCUGAACCUCUAUGCAGGCCUUGAAGGCGCCGUGCAGGGUCUCACCUUCGCCUCGGUGCUAGAUCCGCACCCCGACCCACUAGUCUCUCUCACUCGCUUCCCAGAUACAGGCCAUGUGGACCUAAAGUCCACCUACAACCCCCACGACGACGUCUUGAAUGUUGGCAUGUACGAGCAAGGCAACGAGGAAGGCCUAGGCAUGCAGCUAUUAGUUCAGGAUGGCAUUUAUUCCGGACUGGCCAAGAAUAAGGCGCGGAAGGACUUCGCGAGGCAUCGUGGGCUGGACGAAAGGUGGAAGGAUCCCAGUGAGGAAGGCGAGAGGUGGAGUAGAGGGCAAGUGCCGCAGGGUCCGACGCGAAGGGGCGGUGGGCGUGGACGAGGUAGAAGAGGGCGUGGUAGGGGAUAGAUGCUUUGAUCUGUAGGUUGAGAUUUAUACAACCCGGAACAUUGAGAAUAGACUAGUAAAGCAAGGCGUAUUACGAUCAAUGCG